Molecule: messenger RNA, 2438 nt
Organism: Vollenhovia emeryi
Lineage: Eukaryota; Metazoa; Arthropoda; Insecta; Hymenoptera; Formicidae
Exons: 2
Biological process (GO): proteolysis
Molecular function (GO): aspartic-type endopeptidase activity
Source: RefSeq, a predicted model, not a curated record
AUGACUAAAGAGUCCGCCUCCGAGAUGGAAAUAUUGUACACAAACAUUAUGGAAAUAUAUAGAACGCUUGAAACCUUACAACGACCAGUCGCAUCUUGGGAUGAUUUCUUAGUAUUCAUCGCGGUUCAAAGGCUCGACUCCGACUCUGUUAAAGCUUGGGAAUAUCAUCUAGGCCCGUCAAAGGACCCUCCGACAUGGCAGCAAUUCACCGAGUUUUUAAUGACUCGAUUACUUUCUUUGCAAGCGUUCGAGAAAUCAAGAGGCACGAAAGGUCCUGCACAACCUCGCCAGAUCCCAGUGAAGGCUCAUUUUCAAGGAAAACUAAAGGAUCAACCGGCUUUUAAUUCAAAAACUUGUGGUAUCUGUUCAGAGAAUCAUCAUCCAUCGAAAUGUUCGCAAUAUGAAUCAAAAACAGUACCUCAACGCAUAGCACUGAUUGUAAAGCAUAAGUUAUGUUACAAUUGUCUAGGUCCUCAUCGAGCAGCUACUUAUAAAAUCACGAGACGUUGUAUAAAAUGUGGAAAUAAACACCAUACUACCAUUCAUAAAUCUGAUAUGAAGCCUAAAGUUAAUAAACCUGAUGCGCUGAAUUCGGAAAAUCAUUCCGAUUCAGCUACUAAACCAGUACAAAGUAACGUAUUGCAUUCUGCACUUGGAGUUCAAUUCUCUCCAUCAGAAGUUCUCCUCGCAACAGCUCGUGUCAAUCUCUUGAACGAUAGAGGUGAAAAGCGUAAGGUGAGAGUCUUAAUUGAUCAAGGCUCUGAGAUAUCUCUUAUACGGGAACGUGUAGUUCAGCUGAUGCGAAUUCCUAGAAAGAUGACUGCUAUUUCUCUCGUUGGAGUAGGAGGUGAACAGACGAAUAAGACAAAGGGUCUUACUUCGUUUACCUUGCAAUCAUUACAUGAUUCACAAUCUACUUGUAGCGUUACAGCUCACAUCCUGCCAAAGCUCACUACACCUUUGCCUUCUGCAAAGAUAACUACUACUGUAUGGCCACACCUUGCGGAGCUCGAACUGGCAGAUCCUGAAUUCUCAUUACCUGGCGCUAUUGACAUAAUUAUUGGUUCUGAUUUCUAUGGUCACAUUAUACAGGACGGUUUAGUCAAAGGAGUUAUUAACCUACCGACAGCUCAGCGCACUAUCUUUGGAUGGAUCAUUUCUGGUCCGUGUGGCUUUCAGCCAAAUCCUAAUUUGUCGUCAUCUGCUCCAUGUGGCUUACAGCCAACUCCUGUUGUGUCGCAAAGCUAUCACGUUUCCGUUGAUAGGGAAUUACUUGAGGUCUUAAGUCGUUUUUGGGAACUAGAGGACAUUCCUUGCUCGUCAAGAUCUCUGCUUUCAACCGAACAUCAAGCAUGUGAGGAUCAUUUUCAAUCUACUCAUUCUAGAGAUGAGAAUGGUCGCUACGUUGUAAGAUUACCUUUUAAAGAUUCAGUGAGUCAGCUAGGAAAUUCAAAGAUUAAGGCUUUUCGGUUAAUAUCUAGGAUGAAGAACACAUUUGAAAACGAUCCCGCAUAUAAACGUACUUACUUCGAUUUUAUGAACGAGUAUAAUCAACUCCAGCAUAUGCGCAUUGUUUCUGAUCAAAAGUAUGACCCCCCUCAAGUAUACUAUUUGCCUCAUCACGGUGUAAAACGAGAAACCAGUCUUACUACUAAAUUAAGAGUAGUCUUUAAUGGUUCAAGCCGUACUACCUCUGGAUUGUCAUUAAACGAUAUUUUACAUACCGGAGAGAAAUUGCAAACUGAUUUGUUCAAUGUUUUAAUCUGGAUGCGAAAAUUUCUCUAUGUUUUUUCUACAGAUGUAGAGAAAAUGUACCGACAAAUAAAGGUACACUCCGAUGACUGGAAUUUUCAGCGAGUACUCUGGUUUGACCAGUCCGAUAAUAUUGCCGCUUUUCAAUUGACUACUGUGACCUAUGGUCUAGCAUGUGCACCCUUCCUUGCGCUCCGUACUUUAUUACAACUGGUCAAGGAUCACGGGGACCAGUACCCUUUGGCAGUGCCAAGCCUCACCAAAGGACGAUACGUUGAUGACAUAUUUGGAGGAGCUGACUCUAUUCAGCAAGCACAAGAAAUAGUAACGCAAUUAAAUAAUCUCUGCAUGGCAGGUGGUUUCCCUCUGCAAAAAUGGUUCUGCAGUCACCCAGAUAUAUUAGCAUUUGUUCAAAACGACAAGAAGAUCCUUUCUUCAUCAGUUGCCAUCAAAGAUAAUACCAUGCUCGAAUGGGAUGAUCCAUUGCCACCACCUCUUUCCGCUGAAUGGAUUAAUUUUCUUCAAGAUCUACAGGAGAUUUCAAGCUUGACCUUUCCUAGAUGGUUAGGCUGCACUUCUGACACGAAACUCGAAAUACAUGGGUUUGUGAUGCAUCUCAGCGAGCUAUGGCAGCAGUCGUAUACUUGCGAGCAACAUCUCCUGAUGGAAAUACAAAGGUCACCCUG